UUUAAACAGAAUUUAUAGUCUCAUUCAUAUGUUUAAAAGUAUUCAUACUGAUCAUGCGAAACACCAAUAUUUCAUUACCAUCACAUUAAACAAUGAUGUAUGAAUUCAAUAUAUGUGUACAUACAUACAUUUAUUUCAAUAUAGCCAUCAAAGGAUUGAACUUGAGUGUUUAAUAUUUCAAGAUGAAGUGGAUAUGUUUUAUCCUAUUACACAUUCUUCAGCUGGCAGAAGUGUCCUUGAGAAAGCUUGAACCCCGUAGAGUGACACUUUACAUCGGAGGCCAAACUCAAUUUAAAUGCUCACCUGAAAUACCAGAGAACCACACCAUAGUUGGCUUGAACUGGGAAUUGACAGGUUACCAUGAAGUACUCACUUUUGUAAAUAGGAAGCAAGGUUAUGAUGCCAAAACGAGGAUCCUGUUACAUUUAGAAAAUGGUGAAAUUCAAGGUCUUGUUUCAUCAUUUGUUGGGCAACACAAAUCCCAUCCCCGUUAUUACUUUCAUAAAAAGGGAAAUAACUUCACUAUGCUGAUCCAGUCUGCAAAGUUGGAUGAUGCAGGGGAAAUAGCAUGUGUGGUGUACAUUAACAACGAUGCAACAGAUAGAACUUCUACUAUUAAAUCCACUGCGCAACUUAUUGUAUUACCAGAGAAAACACCAGUACAAUGGGCAAGGGAAGGAAAAUAUGAGAUCAUACCCUGUAGAGUUCCAAAUUACCUCCCCAAUGGCUGGAUGACAGAAUGGGUACGACUGCUUUACUACAACAACGCAAAGAAGAGAAAGCCUCCUCGAUUCAUCUUUAUGAUCAGUAACAGCUGGAGGUUUUAUAAAAAACACUGGACGACCAUUGACAGUGUUAAGUAUGAACUCAUGCAACCAGAAAGUCCAUAUAUAUAUGAUAUAAAGAUAAAGCAUGUUAGACCAUCAGAUGCAGGGUACUAUGUUUGCAACAUACAAAUUGAAAAGAUUCAUACAUUGUUUGAGGACUCUGAAGGUCCUAAGGACUACUACUUUCCAGUACAGAUGAAAAUAAAAGGUACUCCAAAAGAGCCAAAAUGUAAAUGUAGCAAGCCCAAGCACAUGUUGAGUAAAGAUGGAGACACUUUAUUUACCAAUGGGUUAAACUGUGGCUCAAGGGUUGAAUGGAGAUGCAGAGAUCAAUCUUUUCCAGUAUUCACAGAGCCAGUACCAUACCAGACAUGUGUCAAUGGUACAUGGGAACCACAGUUUGAAGGUCUUCCAUGGUGUAUGUUUUACACAAAAGGUAAUCCAUGUAUAGAAUUCCAGAACAGAAAGAUAUGCAAACAAGAUUCUAGAUGCUAUGUAGAUGGUGAGAGUUCUGACGCAACAUGUAGAUGUAAAGAAAACACAAAGGGAGUUUUUUGCGAAAAGACAUCAAGU
Molecule: messenger RNA, 1400 nt
Organism: Owenia fusiformis
Lineage: Eukaryota; Metazoa; Annelida; Polychaeta; Sabellida; Oweniidae
Source: the annotation of a GenBank genome assembly